AUGACGGUGUCAUCCGCUGCCUCUCCGCUCAUUCCACUUCCGCCGAAACCGGAACCGGAAACAGCAACAGACCCAGUUACCAUAAUUACAGGCUACAGCAUUAUCGAGGAGGAGGAGGAGGAGGACGACGAGGACGAGGACAAGGAGGACGAGGAAGUGGGGGACGAGGAGGACGUGGACGAGGACGAGGAGGACGAGGAAGAGGAGGACGAGGACGAAGACGAGGACAAGGAGGACGAGGAGGACGAUGACAAGGAGGACGAUGGCAAGGAGGACGAGGACGAGGAAGUGGGGACGAGGAGGACGUGGACGAGGACGAGGAGGACGAGGAGGGACGAGGGCGAGGACGAGAAGGACCAGGACGAGGACCAGGAAGAGGACGAGGACGAGGACGAGGACGAAGAGGACGAGGAAGAGGAGGACGAGGAAACCCAACAUGAUAUUUUUGUAUUAUAUCAGAAUAUCGUCAUAGAACUAAUCCCCUCGCGCCAGAUCUAA
This is a messenger RNA of Pecten maximus, 498 nucleotides long. RefSeq names its product glutamic acid-rich protein-like. The coding region runs from base 1 to 498 and encodes 165 amino acids. The record is from RefSeq and is a predicted model, not a curated record. Lineage: Eukaryota; Metazoa; Mollusca; Bivalvia; Pectinida; Pectinidae. The transcript has 2 exons.